Molecule: messenger RNA, 2467 nt
Organism: Rhagoletis pomonella (apple maggot)
Lineage: Eukaryota; Metazoa; Arthropoda; Insecta; Diptera; Tephritidae
Gene: gsb
Product: protein gooseberry
Exons: 2
Coding region: 594-2186 (530 amino acids)
Biological process (GO): anatomical structure development; regulation of transcription by RNA polymerase II
Molecular function (GO): RNA polymerase II cis-regulatory region sequence-specific DNA binding; DNA-binding transcription factor activity, RNA polymerase II-specific
Source: RefSeq, a predicted model, not a curated record
UCACACACUUGGUGGUGUAGAGAUUUCAGCGAAUAUAUAUUCAUACCAGCGAACGGAGGCUCUCUCUCUCUGUGGUAAAACAAAUAUAGAAGUAGUUGCAGUGAAAAAAAGACUAUCAAAAACAAAUCAAAGUAUACAUAAACUUUAAGAACAAACAAAAAUAAUAAUGUCGUAUUCGUCCAGUUAGUUGGUUCGUUUUGAAAAAUCUAGUGAAGAUAAUCGAUAUUAACGCUCAUUUGGGCAGCAAACGUGACGUGUUCUAUUUGACGAAUUAAAUCGAACGAAUCGCUUGAUUAAGCGUCGCGCUAAAGCAACAACAAAAAAGAUAGCAAACGCGAAGAAACAUUUAAAUAUACAAUCGCUGCUUAUUAUUUUUUUUUGGAAAAGUGUAAAGUGCGUAGCCAAAAAGGCGCAAAUGGAAAAAAACUAAGUUCUAAUAAACUUUAAAAAGCUGAAAGCAAAAUUCCGCAAGCUUUCGAAUAACAAUUUACGAAUAAACGUUUGAGCGCUAAGCUUCCUUCUUACGUUGGAAAUCCAGUCACUCUGGUAAACAGUUUCUACGUCGCAAACACGCAGUUCUGGAAUACGUCAAAAUGACAGUCUCAACUUUGAAUAUGACACCGUAUUUCGCUGGAUAUCCCUUCCAAGGUCAAGGACGCGUUAAUCAACUCGGCGGCGUCUUCAUCAACGGACGCCCACUACCCAAUCACAUUCGCCGCCAGAUUGUCGAAAUGGCCGCUGCCGGCGUACGUCCUUGCGUCAUCUCUCGCCAGCUGCGCGUUUCGCAUGGCUGCGUUUCGAAGAUACUAAAUCGUUACCAGGAAACCGGCUCCAUACGUCCGGGUGUAAUUGGCGGCAGCAAACCACGCGUCGCCACUCCCGAUAUUGAGUCCAAAAUUGAGGAGAUGAAAAAUGCCAGUCCGGGCAUUUUCAGCUGGGAAAUACGCGCUAAACUCAUCGAGUCUGGCAUGUGCGACAAAAACACGGCGCCAUCAGUUAGUUCUAUCAGUCGUUUGCUGCGUGGUGGCGCGCGCUCUGAGUCGGGCAGCUCGGCGCACUCCAUCGAUGGCAUUUUGGGCGCAGGCGGUCUGUCAAAUGGUUCCGGCGAUGACAGCGAGGACGAUGCGGAGCCGGGCGUACAAUUAAAACGCAAGCAGCGUCGCUCACGCACCACCUUCUCGAAUGAUCAAAUCGAUGCUUUGGAGCGCAUAUUCGCGCGCACACAAUACCCAGAUGUCUACACACGCGAGGAGUUGGCACAGAGCACCGGCUUGACUGAGGCACGCGUUCAAGUUUGGUUCUCAAAUAGGCGCGCACGCUUACGCAAGCAACUCAAUACCACACAACAAGUGUCGGGCUUUGGCGCUGGCGCUUCGAGUGGUCUCGCUUCGGCGGGUUUCGCUAGCGCUGCUGCCGUUGCUUCGCAGUACCAUUCACAUCACCAUCAUCAUCAUCAUUCAAGUGCCGCCGCUGCUGCAGCUGCCGCUGCACACUCAAUGUCAGCCUCAGCCGCAGCGUUGUCACACAAUCAUUCACAUCAGAUGGGUUUGUAUAGCCAGGCUUGGAAUACGUUCGGCAGUAGCGCUACACAAGUCGCCGCCGUAGCUGCCGCUUCAGCUUCAAAUGUUUUCGAGCCGCAUCAGAACUAUGGUCACUCAAGCGGCUCAGUGGCUUCCAUGUCACCGACAAGCAGCACAAGUUCGGCUUCGUUGAGUCCAGUGCAUCAGGCUGGCGCAAAUGUUGGUAACGUCAGUGCUGGCAACAGCAACAAUAAUAUUGGCAGCGGCAACAACUUCACCAACUCUAGUACUAGCUAUGGCAUGUCAUCGGCAGCAGCAACCACAACCACCACAGCUGCCGCGACAGCGGUCAACAGCAGCUCCUCAGCUACCACGGCUGCCUCGUCAACCUCGUCAGCUGCUUAUGCCUCUUCUGCGUCGACUUAUGGCUUGGGCGCUAGCAAUAGCUUCACGACUGCCACUUCAGCUGAGCAGCUGCGCUCGCAAUUCGCUUCGGCCGCUGCUUCGGGCUCGCAUCAUCCAGCCAUGUCCUCAUGGGACUCCUACAACUUCCCUGGCUCGUUCUUCCCGUCCGGCGCCAAUCACAUGGGUGGCUACUCACAGGGUAUGGGCGAACACAAGUCGGCUGCUGGCGCCGCCGCGGCCUACCCAUAUUUUGGAUUUUAGAGAUCGACAGGGUAGAAAUUUUUACCUGUUUGAGGUUUUUGUUUGGAAUCAUAAUGAUAAAACUGUAAAAUCUGUAAAUUUAUAUGCUCUGACUUAAAGAAAACUACUUUAGUAUAGAUUAAAAGUGAAAGACAACACAUCCAGCUGACUAGUUAAAAUAAAGCGGUGCCUCUUAGCGUUUAAGUUCCCAAUGAUUCUUAUUUAGGUUUUGAGUUUAAUAUUGUAGAGAAAUAAAAUGUAAAAACUUGUUCGUGUAGAGUUCAAGACUGAAUACUGUAUUU